Molecule: messenger RNA, 933 nt
Organism: Microthlaspi erraticum
Lineage: Eukaryota; Viridiplantae; Streptophyta; Magnoliopsida; Brassicales; Brassicaceae
Source: the annotation of a GenBank genome assembly
AUGGCUAUUGAAUCUCGGCACAUGAACAUUUUCUCUCCUCAGUUACCAACAAGAGAUUGUGUUAAAAUACAACACCACAUGAAUCACGGCGACUUUAAUCUCGCCGCCGGCGAAGUUCCGUUCAUAAACGGAGAAUCUCUCGCCGCCGAUCCUUUAGCUAUUGCCGCUACGAAAGCGAACUUCAACAAAUCAGAAAGUGGUCUCACUUACAAUUUCAAUCCCUCCUCUGUUUUUCCUCCGUCCACGAAACGCCCCCGAGAAUCUCAGUUCUGCGACUUGGACGCUCAAUUCGUGUCUGCAGUCAAACGCAGGCCCGUCGCGUUUGGUCCCUCCUCGUUGUUAAACGCCGAUCUCGUGUCUCAGAUCCAAAACCAGCAACAGUCGGAGAUCGACCGGUUCGUUGCUCAGCAAACGGAGAAGCUUAGAAUGGAGAUUGAAGCUAGGCAACGAACGCAAACGCAGAUGCUGGCGUCAGCGGUUCAAAACGUGAUAGCCAAGAAACUGAAAGAGAAAGACGACGAAAUCGUACGGAUAAGAAACCUUAAUUGGGUUUUGCAAGAGAGAGUGAAGAGUCUCUACGUCGAGAGUCAAAUAUGGCGUGACAUCGCUCAAACCAACGAAGCAAACGCUAACAAUCUCCGAACAAACCUCGACCAAGUUCUUGCUCAAAUCGAAACGUUCCCAACCGCUUCCACCGCUGUAGAAGAAGAUGUGGAAUCGAGCUGCGGAAGUUGCUGCGACGGCGAUGGUGGUGAAGCGAACAAGGCGGUUAGUGGCGGUUGCAAGCGGUGCGGUGAGAGAGAAGCGAGUGUGUUGGUGUUACCUUGUCGUCAUUUGUGUUUGUGUACGGUCUGUGGUUCGGCUUUGUUACGAACUUGUCCGGUUUGCGAUUCGGUCAUGAACGCUAGUGUACAUGUUAACAUGUCUUCUUGA